Molecule: messenger RNA, 1068 nt
Organism: Lolium perenne
Lineage: Eukaryota; Viridiplantae; Streptophyta; Magnoliopsida; Poales; Poaceae
Molecular function (GO): protein binding
Source: RefSeq, a predicted model, not a curated record
AUGGAGGUGGCCGCCGAAGAUCGUUUCAGCCUCCUCCCUGACUGCUUGCUGGGCAACAUCGUCUCCCUCCUCCCAAUCAAGGAGGCAGCCCGCACCAUGCAACUCUCCCGCCGUUGGCAACUCAUCUGGCCGUCAAUGCCGCUCGACCUCGACCUCUACGCCCGCGACUCAAUUAUCCCCUCAGACGGCCGGUCCAUCUCAGAACUGCGAGCCCUUAGUCGGCACGGCUGGAGAGAACAAGUCGUGAUCUCCCAGAUCUCCGAGACAUCGCUGCACCGUCUGAUAGCUGCUUGUCCGGCCCUGCGGCUGCUACGCCUCUUGGGAGUCCAUGACCUCCACCGCCUUGUCCCCCGCUCACGUACGCUAGCUGCCCUGCAGCUCGUGAACCUACGCGUCCCACUCCAAGAGAUCUCCUUCAGGGACAUGCCCAAUGUUGACAACAUUGCGCUCGGGAACGUCAAUCUGUGGCGGCUGUAUCCCAACAUCGUCUCCGAAGCUACGCUGCCCUCUAAGCUCGCGACGUUUCACCUCACGCUUCCGAUGCUGGACUCGCCCUGCUUCACCGUCAUGCCUAGGAGCUCCGUACCCAUAGUAACCGUCCUCGUCCUCAACAUGAAGUUCAGCCAUGGAGACGAAAUGAGCAAGGCUGCCGGCAUGCUAAGCUUAUUCCCAUCUUUGCAGCACCUUCGGAUUUGGUGCCUCAACUUUGGUUCCAAGGACAACCCGGGUGCGUUUGCUGGACCGUGCUGGCAACCGGCGGCACAUCAAGCUAAUACAAUCAUCUGCCUACGUGAGCAUCUCAAACAUGUGAAAUUGCUAGGGUACUGCGGCACUAGAGGGGAGCAGCAAUUUGCAAAGUUUCUUAUGGCUGGAGCCAAAGUUCUUACGGACAUGCAAAUUGUUCAUGCUACUAACUGGAGCUAUCAGAGUAUCAACGAUCAGAGAGACUUGAUAUGUUCAGGCGGUAAAGCCUCGUCCAAAGCUCAAGUCAAUUUUAAGAAGAACAACAGCAUAGAAAUCACCCGAAGAGAAGUUCACAAUACCGUGCGACAAGUUCGUUUUAUCUGA